This is a messenger RNA of Physcomitrium patens, 2892 nucleotides long. RefSeq lists its product as uncharacterized. The record is from RefSeq and is a predicted model, not a curated record. Gene Ontology annotation, molecular function: protein binding. NCBI's taxonomy places the organism in Eukaryota, Viridiplantae, Streptophyta, Bryopsida, Funariales, Funariaceae.
GCCGCGAGAUUUCUCGCGAAUUCUUCCAUCGUUGCCAUUCAAACGAGGAAUCGCUGCUCAUCAUUACGACGACAAGACACACCGUUUAACUACAAACGUGAUUGUUACUUCAGGAUUUGGACAGUCCGUUGUUGUGUCUCGUUGGGGAUGCGACACUCGUUGUUGAAUCGCCCCAUUGUUGGGUAGGCUUUGCACUACUCUUCUCUUUUUGCUCGUUCCUCUCUUUCAGUCACCAAACUCUCGUGUGAUUUGGUGAUCUCUGAAGCUUUCUGCGAUCUCGACAUGGAUCGAAGAAUCUGUAGUCUGUGUAGAGUUGAUUUCUUGUGGAGACUCUGUGUUUAGGGACGGGGAGGGGAAGGGAAGGGAAGGGAAGGGCAGGGAAGGGAGAGGAGGAGAGAAGAGGAGAGGGAUUUGUCUCAAUUGAGCGGUUGCAUAAUUUGGGUUUUGGUUUUCGAGAGAGAAUUUCGUGUGGUGGAGCUUGAGGAGCGAAUUGAUGGCGUGAUAUUUGGUGGUGUGGGAAGAGAGUGCCGGAGUUCGUUUGCAUGUGUCGAGAAUUGGUUAACUUUUGGGAGUUUCGGUGUUGUGUGACGGUUUGAUUGUUGGGUCAUUCUUCGGGUUUACUUCCUUAGAGAGUCAUCUCCUCGUUUCCCGUCUACGUGCGAGCGUGUUUUCGUUUCCCACAUGGCGACUUUGAAGGUAAGGGUUAGGGCGGCGAGUGGAGGUCCGACGCUGCGAGUCCAAUUGCAACAGCCUUGCACGUUGCAAGCCCUUAAAGAUGCCAUCGCCUUGCAAAUUGAGAAGUCGGCAUCGUCGUUUGAGAUCUCUUUAAACAAAAAAGAUCCUAUCAGUGGGCCGCCUGAUUUACUGCUUUCUGCUUUCGGUGUGAUCAACGGGGAUCUGGUGUUUUACAUUCCUAGCACAGGAAGUUCUGUUUCGUCUGGUGCACCUGCGAGUUUCAAUGUCCUGAGAAACGCUUCACCGCAUUCGACUCCGACGAGCAUAGGCAGCAGCGGAUCCAAUCUUGGAAGCCCUUCCGACAUACAAUCGACAUCAAGUAAUAAGAAUAAAACUCUGGAUCCUUCAAGCUUGCGGAGGGAGCUUUGCGCCGCAGCAGCAUUGCAGAGAACUACACUGUCGCAGCCUGAAGCAAGCUCUUCCGAUUUGCGCGCCUCACCUACUAAUGAUGCCGAGGAGUCUAGAUUGACAUCUGGAGAUUCUGCGACUUGCUCUCGCGGGGAGGAGCUGAAACCGCAUAGUGCGAAGGGAAAGGACAAGAUGGAUUCUACCAUAGCUUCUGCCUCGGGCAAUGAGGUUACGGAAAUGGAGAUUGAGGAAGACGAACAUUGCCUCACGGAGUCUCUAAGCUCUCAAAAAUCCUAUAGCUCUCUUCCAGAUCUUUUGCAGCGAGUGCUCCAACAUGAACAUGGAAAAGUGAAGGAACGUCAAGCUUUUUUGGUUCUUGCGAUCCAUGCCGUGAUGCUGGAGACGGGGUUUGUGCUGCAACAUCCCACGGACGCGGUGGGGUCCUCGGAUAGGUGUGGGCUGCCCGUUGAUUGGAGUGGCAAAGGGGGGCUUGCGAACCUUACUUACACUCUUCCUGAAAUCACGACGGCUGCGUCCGCUAGUGCGCAGACAUCUGCGGUCGGAGAUGCGCUGCUCCGGUGCCAGUUUAUUGGCAACUUCCUUGUAGUUUAUGGUGCUGUUACUGGAGGGCAGGGUUCCGAGGUAUACAGGCUAAGCUUGCCUGUAUCUAGGUACUUACAAAAGGACUUUGUGGUGGAGGAUAAAGACAAUACGAGGGACGCUCUAAAAAAUUUGGCCAAGGAUGGUGAAGAGAUAAAAGAAGGUGCAACACCCAUGGAGUGUCUGACUUCAGAGGGAAUAGUGACACCAAGCAAAGUUGACAUGUUUUGCAAUGUAUUUGAGUUAUGGCAGCAAGUGAAAGACAACCUGUCCCUUCCUCUUCUCACAUGCAUUUGUGAAAAGGCUGGGCUCCAACCGCCAGCGUCUUUGUUGCUGCUACCCACGGAAUUAAAAAUUAAAUUACUCGAGAACCUUCCCGCAGCUGCUCUCGCAACGCUCUGUUGUGUAUGCUCAGAGCUGAAGUUUCUGGCUUCUAGUGAGGAAUUGUGGAAAGCUCGUUUUAAAGCGGAAUUUAAAUCUGAUGCCACUCGGGCCCCUGGUGGCCGUGGUUGGAAAGUUGCCUACGCUCGAGAGCUGGCUAGAAAGAGAAGGCGAGAAGAAGAUCGGAGGGUGUUCGAAAGGCAACUUAGAAGCGAACCUUUUCUUCCACUUCUCAUGAGACCACCCCCAGUAAUUCCCCACUUUCCAGGCGUGUUGGGAGGAGACUAUGACCGGUUUCCAGCCCUUGGGAAUAUUGGUGGGUUUAGGCCUCGGAGCCCUGGUGGAGCAUAUUGGAGCACAAAUUAUUCGGGUGCUAAUGGCAUUGGCGAACCGGAUGAACUUUCUUUACCUGGCCAGGGAGUGGGAAGAGGGAGUCUUGGGAGAGGUCGGUCAGGCAGGUCUACUCACUUUUGGUAAUGGCUUUCACCAUUCCAAUGUUCGCCUAAAGUGGGAUGGAGGAUUUAGUUUGCACCAUGCUUCAGCAUCAAGCAUCUGCUUUUUUUGAUAGGCUCUUAGCAGUUCCUAAUCCUUGACAGAUUGGUCAUCUUGGGCACCAAGAGCUUGUAGAGGUCAAGUUGAGAUUCAACUGAGAUGAUGCUUUUAUUUGUUAAAAGCUUUUUGGCAUCUUACACAGUAGAGAAGAAUUUUUAUGUACUCACCAAGGUUUAGUGUAUUAGACUAUCUACUGUUUUUUUGUAAUUAGUCCACCCAUGUGUUUAUAAGGGUCAAACUUUAAAUGUAUGUUUUGUAUCAAGUGUUUAUUUUUGA